Messenger RNA from Patiria miniata (bat star), 1458 nucleotides. RefSeq names its product abscission/NoCut checkpoint regulator-like (gene zfyve19). Gene Ontology annotation, molecular function: metal ion binding; phosphatidylinositol-3-phosphate binding. Gene Ontology annotation, biological process: mitotic cytokinesis checkpoint signaling; abscission. The record is from RefSeq and is a predicted model, not a curated record. Gene Ontology annotation, cellular component: centrosome; midbody; cleavage furrow. The transcript has 10 exons. The coding region runs from base 180 to 1334 and encodes 384 amino acids. Lineage: Eukaryota; Metazoa; Echinodermata; Asteroidea; Valvatida; Asterinidae.
ACCCAAAAAUAUCCAUACAGGCGAGAGGGCGCCAGACCGGUCGUCGAGAUGAGAGAAUUUAUUCGGGCGUGAAUUUUUUUGCGUUUCUACUGCUGAUGUUUAGAACAGCUCGAGACUGUGUAGGGUCUAGAUUUAUGCCACGAUUUAGCGGGCCAUUGUGAUAUGGUUAAAAACUGAGAAUGGACGGCAAGUGUUUUAGUUGCACAGAAAAGUUUGGAAUAUUCAGGAGAGAGCAUGGCUGCAAGAGUUGUGGCUAUUCCUUCUGUAGCAAAUGCCUGGAGAAGUCCAUUGUGAUCCCAGGAAAAGGCCCGAAGGAACAGAGCGUCUGCAAUAAAUGCUACAAGCAGCUGACGGCGCCCCCUAGCGAGAAAGCAGACACUGGAGAAUCCCAGCAUUUUCAAGAACCACCCGAAAAUUUUAAGAAGAGAAUCGCUGCCCUUGAGAAGAAACAGAAUGAGAAGUCCCACCCUUCAUUGUCUGAAGCAUCACGAAAAAGGGGCUUCGCAAAGUCUGAAGACAGGGACAUUGCUGAGAGAUUGGAAAGGCUGAAAGAGGACAGGAAAAAAAUGAGAGGUCGCACACUGUCCACCGAGGAGAUUGAAGACAGAUUACACAAGCUGAAAGGAGGGCCAACUGCUCCCGCAUCCACUGGCAGUAAGACAGCACCAACACAUCAGCCGCCAGAUCAACGCACCCCUCAUGAGCAAACCCACGACCUACUGACACAAAUGCACGAGGAAGCUGCCAUCGAUGCCAAGAUGGACGGAACUGAAAUAACUGCAGAAGACACAGCUGUGAUUCCCCCAGGCAACAAGGAGGAAGACUUGGAGCAAGAGAUGCAGAAACUGAUGCAAGAAGCCAAAGAGGAACUCAAGAAGGAUAAGGAAGGGUUGGGACGAGAUGUGGAGAUAGCAGCGAGGCUAGCCAAGCUCAACACAGGAAAGACAACAUCAGUAGGUGAGAGGGGACCCAGUGGAGGUGCGGGGAUGGAGGCUGAUGAUGAAGAAGAUGAAGAGGCAGCCAGCCAGCGACUUAUCAAACAGCUUCUUGAGCAGGACGAGUUGGAGGCAAGGACAGGGGCGCUUGGUUCUACAUCACAGGACAUCCAGCCUCAGUCAACCACAGCAAAAAAGCCAUUCCAUGGAGGCAGUGCUCUGCCGGACCCAGAUGAGUUGCCGUGGUGCUGCAUCUGUAAUGAAGACGCCACGUUGAGAUGCCACGGAUGCGAUGAUGACCUCUACUGCAAAAGAUGCUUCAGGGAAGGCCAUGAUGGAUUUGAUUUGAAAGACCAUGAGACAUCGAGCUACCGAAAACCCAAGGCUGGACAAAGCUGACUCAAGUAACGGUUAUACAAUUAUGCACUAGCAUGAAAGCUAUAUUUCACAACUAGUGACAUUCUACAUUACAUAGUAUAAAUAAGACUAGUUAUGGCUGUAUGUACAUAUUGUGUAAUUCGGC